This is a messenger RNA of Dermacentor silvarum, 645 nucleotides long. RefSeq names its product salivary cystatin-L2. Gene Ontology annotation, molecular function: cysteine-type endopeptidase inhibitor activity. The record is from RefSeq and is a predicted model, not a curated record. The transcript is spliced from 4 exons. The coding region runs from base 110 to 535 and encodes 141 amino acids. NCBI's taxonomy places the organism in Eukaryota, Metazoa, Arthropoda, Arachnida, Ixodida, Ixodidae.
GGGAGUUCUGAGGACCAUCCUCUCGGAAACUUCUCUGUCGCUGGCACCUACAGCGUCGACCGAAUAGAAACCCGUGUUGUGCCCAGUGAUUCAGGAAUAUACGGAAACCAUGGCUUCGUCAACCGUCGCUUUGUGUGGGCUCCUGAUGUGUCUGUUGGCCAUCAUUGCCUGCAGCGAAGCACAGAUACCCGUGCUUGGUGGCUGGCAGAAGCAUAACGUGGGCGACGACGCGAUCUACGAGGAGUUGGCGCACUUUGCAGUCUCCAAGCAGGUUGGAAACCGGCAGUUUUUCGACACCGUGCUCGAGCUUGUCGACGUCGAGAGCCAGACAGUGGCUGGUACGAACUACCGAAUCAAGUUCAAGAUAACUGAAUCGACUUGCCCAGUUACGGCUGUUUACAGCAAGACGACAUGCCUACCCAAGUCUCGAGAGACUGUCAAGGACGUCUGCACUGCCAGCAUCACUGAUGUUCCUUGGACGAAAGAGCGCUCUCUCACAUCAUUUACCUGCGAAGGAUCCACUGUUACCUCAUAAAAAUUCGAACACUUUGUCAGUUCAUCAUGCAUGGCUACUAUACUUACUUUUAUGGAAAACUGGAUUUCAACUUUUCAUAUGAGCUCAAAAUAAACGAUUUAGAAAAUGCU